Messenger RNA from Pogoniulus pusillus (Red-fronted tinkerbird), 10826 nucleotides. RefSeq names its product protocadherin 7 (gene PCDH7). Bases 2378 to 6163 code for a protein of 1261 amino acids. Gene Ontology annotation, molecular function: calcium ion binding. The transcript is spliced from 4 exons. Gene Ontology annotation, cellular component: plasma membrane. Lineage: Eukaryota; Metazoa; Chordata; Aves; Piciformes; Lybiidae. The record is from RefSeq and is a predicted model, not a curated record. Gene Ontology annotation, biological process: homophilic cell-cell adhesion.
CACAAACCCACAGAAAAUCCACAUUGCGAUGAUGGUACCACUAGGAAGAGCAUGAGCACAAAGACCAAAAGCUCCAGCAGCACUGCGAGACAGGACAAAAGUCUGAGAUUUAAGGCGAGCCGCACCACCUGCCACCCCACCGCCCCCCUCCACCCCCUCAUCCUUUCGUCCCGGGAAUUUGGAAUUUCACGACCCGGGAGAGAGUGGGCAAUGAGUGUGGAACGAGUUUCCUUACCGGUGUGAGACCGCAAAACGCGGAGCUCCGGGGGUGCACCUGAAAAACAAACAGAAAAAAAAAGGAUUCAAACAUCGACUUCAAAAAGCCUACAGCAGAAGAUGGGGAGGAAUGGGGGGAGGCUAAAGAGGAGGAAGUCGCGACAUAUCGCGCGUUCGAGGAGGCACCAGCAGGGUCGGAGGUGGUGAGAAGCAGCUAUCCCGCAGCAGAAGCAGUGGUGGGAAGCUUCUCUCAGUUGCCAUUCAGCAUUUCAAGCCGCUUUGCUGUUGCACAGCUUCUGAAUUCCCUACUUCUACUGGAUGAUCUUAAACGUGUUUUCCAACCAAACGGUUCUCUGAUGAUUGUGAGAGGCACAAGGAAGCCACAGUCGCAGAUUUCCACCCAGCGUGGCGGUGCAGACCACAGGAAAACAUCUGACUGAGCUCAUUCGACUUGCAAACAGAACUCUCUCUUUUAUUAUUUUAUUUUUUUUAAAUACAGUCGUGGCUUUCCCGCCCCCCCACCCCCCCCCUCCCUCCCCCUUUACCAUUCCGCUUGGAUGUAAUUGAGAAGCGGUGUUAAUUCACGUGGAGGAGUGGAGGUGGGAAUCCAGUUAAACAUCUUUGGGUUUAUUUACUGCCUAAUCUGCUUGUGGACACGAUAGUUGUGGUGGCUUCACCUUUCGAACUGAAAGAAUCCAAGUUGAGAUUUGCUCACCUGCAUUUUGGGACGGGAAGGAAGGAAAAGGAGGAAGAGGAGGGAGAAAAAGAGGGAGAAAAGGAGAGACUGCAAUCUCAUUUGUGCAUCGCUCCCAGCGCUGCAGAAUCCAGUUUGCUCUAAACCCCCAUGCAGUGCAAAUGCAGGUAAGGCACAAGCACACCCCCCAAAACUGCGGAUGUCAACCCAAACUUGGGACCGGUUGUUGGUGGUGGUGUUACCGGUUUGGUCGCCUCCAAGCAACCUUUGCAAAGAAAGGGCAAAAAAGCUUCUGCAGUCCCUGUGUCGUUUGCUUUGUGACUAAUGACCUUGCGCAGAGUUGGUAAAAAAAAAAAAGUAAAGGAAAGUAAAAAAAAAAAAAAGGAGAAAAAAAAAAAAGAAAGAAAGAAAUCAGCUCCAGAGAAAAGAGCCUGAACACUGUGGGGCGAGCUCAGAAGAUGGAUUUGGGUGUUUUUUGGCCAGCCGAAAGGGAUACAGUGUGGACUGCUCUGUGAUACCAGGGGGUUCUCCUAUCAACAGUGCAGCUACCGGCAUUUUUUUGGGGGGUUGAUUAUUUUUUUAUUUUACCGUUGUCAUUUUUGAUACUUUUGGUUCUUAUUCUUCUCUUUUCUUUUUUUUUCUUUAUUGUUUUCUUUUCUCCUUUUUCUUUUGUCCUUUCUACUUUCUUAUUCUAAUUUUUCCCCUUUUUUAUUGCUUUCCCCUUUCCUUUUCCUCUUUCAUUUUUCCCCUUUCUCUUUCCCUUUUCCCUUUUUAUUUUUUCAUUAAUACUUUUAUUUUUUUUUCCUAAAGAACUACCCAUUCCUAAGAGGAUGUGGACUUUUCCCGGACACAAGCCCUUUUGAAUAAAGCGGAUUUUUUUUUUUUUUUUUUUUUUUUCCCUCCUGCCUGUUGUGUGCGGAGAAAGGGGGGGGGGAGAAUCUAGCUUGAUGCCUCGGGUUGUGUGCAGAGAAAAGGGGGAAGUAUCAGGCUUAAUGCCUCGGUCGUCAAAGGCUGAGGAGGGAGAGAGAAAAGAGUGUGAAUAGUAGUUAACUCUACAGUGGAAAGAAGACGACCCUGGGGGGGUGGCUUUGAAUUGCUCGGCGCUGCUUCUUUUCCUGCAAACCUUGCAAAGUGAUUACAGUAAAAGCAGAGAGAAGGAGGAGGAGGAGGUGGAGGAGGAGGAGGAGAAGGGGGAGGAGGAAAAAUCCCGUCCUAUCUUCCCGAGGUGAAUCUUUAAAAAAGCAAAACACACUGUCCCGGGAACUGUGAGCAUAUCGCGACUGGGAGGCAGUGAAGGAACCACCAGCAGCAAGGGGGUUUUCUGCCCACCAGCUGCACCAAGUCAUCAGACAGUAACUUUUCAGCAAGAAAAGGAUUGUAGACCUGAUCACUCGGAGAUUAUUGGGGGGGCAGGUGAGAGUGAGGAGGAGAAGGUGGGGUUAGGAGGGGUGUUUCGGUGCGAGGAAGAUGAGGAAGAUGCAGACUCUCUUUGGCUUUGUGCACUGCUGCUGCUGCUGCUGCUUUUUGCUCCUCCUGCCUCCACCGCUUUGGGUCAAACUAGCAGCGGCCAAACAGCUCUUGAAGUACCGGUUGGCAGAGGAGGGACCUGCCGAUAUCCGUAUCGGGAAUGUGGCUUCUGACUUGGGAAUAGUGACUGGCUCCGGGGAGGUGACAUUCAGCCUGGAGUCGGGUUCUGACUAUCUGAAGAUCGAUAACAUGACCGGGGAGCUGAGCACCACGGAGCGGCGCAUCGACCGCGAGAAGCUGCCGCAGUGCCAGAUGAUCUUCGACGAGAACGAGUGUUUCUUGGACUUCGAGGUGUCAGUCAUCGGCCCUUCGCAGAGUUGGGUAGACCUCUUUGAAGGUCGGGUCAUCAUUUUGGACAUCAAUGACAACACCCCGACCUUCCCAUCCCCUGUGCUUACUCUCACCGUAGAGGAGAACCGCCCGGUGGGGACACUCUACCUUCUCCCCACCGCUACCGACAGGGACUUUGGGCGCAACGGCAUAGAGCGCUACGAGCUUCUGCAGGAGCCCGGUGGGGACGGUGGUCGAAGAGGGGGAGGCGGCGGUGGAGGAGGAGGGGGAAGCUCGGUGGGCUCGGUGGCCUCGGGGGGCUCUGAUAGCAGCAACAAGAGGCGGGCGGAGGCGGAGGCAGCGGCUCGCAGCAGCGUCUUUGAGCUGCAGGUGGCCGAUACAUUGGACGGGGAGAAACAACCCCAGCUGAUCGUUAAAGGCCCCUUGGACCGGGAGCAACGGGACUCCUACGAGCUCAGCCUGCGAGUACGGGAUGGUGGAGAACCUGCCCGCUCCUCCCAGGCCAUCCUGAGGGUGCUGAUCACCGACGUGAACGACAACAGCCCCCGCUUCGAGAAGAGCAUCUAUGAGGCGGACUUGGCAGAGAACAGCAGCCCUGGCACCCCUAUCUUGCAGCUUCGAGCCACUGACCUGGACGUUGGGGUAAAUGGGCAGAUCGAGUACGUCUUCGGGGCAGCCACCGAGUCUGUCAGGCGUCUGCUGCGGCUGGAUGAGACCUCGGGUUGGCUCAGCGUCUUGCACCGCAUCGACCGGGAAGAGGUGAAUCAGCUUCGCUUCACUGUCAUGGCUCGAGACCGGGGCCAGCCCCCUAAGACAGACAAGGCCACAGUGGUGCUGAACAUCCGUGACGAGAAUGACAACGUGCCCACCAUCGACAUCAGGAAAAUCGGGCGCAUCCCGCUGCGGGAUGGGGUGGCCAGUGUGGCUGAGGACGUGCUUGUGGACACCCCCAUCGCCCUGGUGCAGGUGUCAGACCGGGACCAAGGGGAAAAUGGUGUGGUGACCUGCACUGUGGUGGGGGAUGUGCCCUUCCAGCUCAAGCCUGCCAGUGAGGGUGAAGGAGAGCCCCAGAACAAGCGCAAGUAUUUCCUCCACACCUCAGCCCCUCUGGACUAUGAAGCUGUCCGUGACUACAAUGUGGUGAUCGUGGCUGUGGACUCAGGCAGCCCCAGCUUGUCCAGCAACAACUCCUUGCUGGUGCGGGUUGGGGACACUAAUGAUAACCCUCCCAUGUUUAGCCAGGCUGUGCUGGAGGUCUCCUUCCCUGAGAACAACUUGCCUGGUGAGAGAGUGGCCACAGUGGUUGCCACGGAUGCGGACAGUGGCAAGAAUGCCGAGAUCACCUACUCUCUGGAGGCCUCACCCCUCUCCUCAGAGGCACCAGGAGGCAUCUUCAGCAUCGAUCCUGACUCUGGGGAUGUGUCAGUGCAGGCGGUGCUGGACCGGGAGCAACGCGACACCUAUGAGUUUCAGGUGACAGCCCGGGACAAGGGGAUCCCGUCACUGCAGGGCUCCACUACGGUGGUGGUGCGUGUGGCUGAUCGCAAUGACAACGAGCCACGCUUCAUGCAGGAUGUGUUCACUUUCUAUGUGAAGGAGAAUCUGCAGCCCAACAGCCCUGUGGGCAUGGUGACUGUGAUGGACUUUGAUAAGGGUCGCAACGCCGAGCUCAGCCUGUCGAUCCAGCCUGGUGACCACGACCAGGCAGCUGGCAUCUUCUCCAUUGAGAAUGACACCGGAACCAUUUUCUCCACCGUCUCCUUUGACCGGGAGCAGCAGACCAGCUACACUUUUAAGGUGAAGGCAGUGGAUGGAGGUGAGCCACCACGGUCUGCCACUGCCACUGUGUCCCUCUUUGUGAUGGAUGAGAAUGACAAUGCACCCACAGUCACCUUCCCCAGCAACAGCUCCUACACUGUGCUGCCGCCCUCCAGCAACAUGCGCACUGUGGUAGCCACAGUGGUGGCCACUGAUGCCGACACCGGUCUCAAUGCUGACCUCAACUACAGCAUUGUUGGGGGUAACCCCUUCAAACUCUUUGAGAUUGACCCAGCCAGUGGUGUGGUGUCACUGGUGGGCAAGUUGGCACCCAAGCAUUAUGGUCUGCACCGCCUUGUGGUGCAGGUGAAUGACAGUGGGCAGCCACCUCAGUCCACCACUGCCCUGCUCCACGUCUUUGUCAAUGAGAGCCUGUCCAAUGCUACCGUGGUGGAAAGCCAGGUGGCCCGCAGCCUCCACACACCCCUGGCCCAGGACAUUGCUGGUGACCCCAGCUAUGAGCUGAGCAAACAGAGGCUUAGCAUAGUCAUUGGCGUGGUGGCUGGCAUCAUGACUGUCAUCCUCCUCAUUCUGGUGGUGGUCAUGGCCCGCUACUGCCGCUCCAAGAGCAAACAUGGCUAUGAGGCUGGCAAGAAGGACCACGAGGAUUUCUUCACUCCACAGCAGCAUGACAAGGCCAAGAAGCCCAAGAAGGACAAAAAAGGCAAGAAGGGCAAGCAACCCCUCUACAGCAGCAUUGUCACUGUUGAGGCUUCCAAGCCCAAUGGGCAGCGCUAUGACAGCGUCAACGAGAAGCUCUCAGACAGCCCUGGUAUGGGAAGGUACCGCUCUGUCAAUGGUGGUCCAGGUAGCCCUGACCUGGCCAGGCACUACAAGUCCAGCUCGCCGCUACCCACAGUCCAGUUGCAUCCUCAGUCUCCCACUGCUGGCAAAAAGCACCAGGCUGUACAGGACCUUCCCCCAGCCAACACCUUCGUGGGCGCCGGGGACAACAUCUCCAUCGGAUCGGACCACUGCUCCGAGUACAGCUGCCAGGCCAGCAGCAAGUACAGCAAGCAGCCAUUUCGUAGAGUGACGUUUUCUGUUGUGAGUCAGCCUCAGGACCCGCAUCAGGGGUCAUUGCAGAGUUGCUAUGACAGCGGUCUGGAGGAGUCAGAAACACCAAGCAGUAAGAGUUCAUCAGGGCCAAGACUGGGUGCCCUUCCACUCCCAGAGGACAACUACGAAAGGACUACGCCGGAUGGCAGUGUUGGUGAGGCAGAGCAUAUGGAAAAUGAUUCAAGGCCUCUACCAGAUGUAGCCCUGACAGGGAAGUGCACCCGAGAGUGUGAUGAAUAUGGCCACUCGGACUCCUGCUGGAUGCCAGUUCGUACUUCUCCUGAAAGAAAGCAGAAGAGCCAGCCAAAACUCUCCACUUUCAUGCCUGUCGAUGAACGGGGCAGUCAGGAAAAGCUGGCCAAUGGAGAAGCUUCCCUCAUGGGCGAUCGCAACAGAAAUCUCCUUAACAAAAAGCUGACCUCAUCUUAUGAGACCUUCAGCGCAGCUAGUUUCAGCAAAAACGAAGAAGGCAACCCAGAGGAUAUCCCCCUCACACAGACAGGGGAAUACAAGCCAUCUCCUGUCAAUACUCUAACUAGAAGAGAAGUUUACCUGUAGGUUAAAAAAAAAUAAAUAAAGCGGCAAGGAAAUUCUCUCCUAUUGUGAGAAAAGAUGCAAAAGUCUUAAAAAUCCAAACAAUUUUAACACAAAACAAAAUAAAACCAAGAAACAAAAAACCAAGGGGGCCACCAAAGAGACAAAAGAUCUGCCUGCCACUUCUGCCUCCGCAGCAGGUGUUUAAUCCUACUCUCUGCCUGACUAUCCUGUACAAUGUAGAAAAUGUUGUUACUUGCAUGUCUAGUUCCUCCCCACACACCUUUCAACUGGUUUUUAUUUUCCUAAAUCUAUGGUUGCAAAUUCCUCCCAUAAGUAAGGAGCUUGAGUAAAAAAGAACACAACACACUGUUGUUUCCCCCACACCGCUCUACAGAAGCAUGAGUUAAGCCAACUCAUUUUGUUUGGUUGUCGCCUGGCUUGUUGAGGAUAACAAGUCAGAGAAACAAAGAAACAAAGCGAAACAAAACAAACAACAACCCAGCUCACAUCAUUGGAAUUUUGCUGAUCCCCACCAGAGACAAUCCUUUAGGAACCAUACAGAUAUAGAGGCAAAUAUCAAGAUAUCAGUGGUGAAUAGGCACUUUGUGAAGACCACAGCUUUAAUAUUCUCACCGCUCAUCUGAGGCUGGAAGCAACAGAAAUCUCUUCAGCCUGAGACUGCAGUCAAACCUGUGGCACCACCUUCCUCUGGUUCAUGAACUCUGGUUCUGUUUUACUCAUAACAAGAACGCAUUCUUGCUCUGUAUCUCUCUCUCGUUCUCUGUAAUGAUGGCUUCAAGGUAAACACAAUUAGCAACACAUAUACCAUAGGAUAGUAAUAACAACCAAACUGUUGAAACCAGUUCUAUUGGGGCAAGGCUAAUAUCUAGCUGGGAGAGAUCUUGAAAACAAAAAGGCCAAAGAUCAUCCAAAGGAUCAGGGGAACUGCUAAGUAUUGGGGCUUGGCUUAGAAACUUAAUUUAUCCACAAAUCCACACACAUCCUCCUAACACACUUUCUGUUGUUAACAUUUUGCACAGCAGCACAGUUUACAAACCCAGAAGAGUUUACUUCAUAACACAGUUUAAUGGCCAUGCUGAUGUCGGGUUGAUGGUUGGACUUGAUGAUCUUAAAGGUCUUUUUCAACCAAUAUUAUUCUGUGAUUUGUGUUUUAUUUCUCCUAUGCAGUUCACUUGAAUGUCUAAAGGAACUGAUGUGGGUUACAAGGUUUUUUUGGUAAUGAUGUGAGGUUCCAGCAGCUGCUGCAUAUGUUAAUGCUGCCUAAACCAGUUCCAGGGACUUUUUAAGAUCAAAACACCUACCUAAGAGGAGUAAUAGAAGACUUUGUCAACAAGAAUGCUUGGAGGGAAAGACUGAGCAUGGGGAUGAUGCAGUGACAAGAGAAUAUUGCAUGUCAGCUAGGCAUACCUGCAUUAGCAAGGGGGUUGAACUAGUUCUCCACAGGUGCUUUCCAACCAUUUUGUAAUUCUGUGUUUCUAAGUACAAAGCCUUCUUUUCAGAGUGCAAGGAAUGAUUUCUAAGCCUUUUGUCAGCAGUGUUGAACAUUACCAGUUGCUUCAGUUAUGUCCAAGAGAUACUGAAGGCUUUCUUGAAGCACAAGUACACUAAAACCAAGACAAGUGCAAUACAAAAUGGUGUCAAGACUUGGAACAUUUAGACUAAGUAGAAAACAAUUUGAUAAAUAGUGGUGCGAUACUCACCUUGGAGGUCAAGAAGAGUCAAAAGGAGCCCAGGAUGCUGUGAUAUGAGCUCUGGGCUGUGAAGGUUCUCAUGCUGAGUGCUCCUUGAAAGGAAAAGGAACAGGUUUUUGUGCAAUAAAAACAACAAAAUGUACAGACCUUCAAAUGUAUAGUCUGUAGCUGGUGUUGUAGUCAUGACAGACUGAGUUCAGACAUUCAGAUGAAAUCCCCCGUGGAACCACACAAGCAAGGACAGCUUGAGGAGCAGUCAGAUCCCUGGUUAUAUAACCUGGUGUUAAGGCAUGGCUAGGUAGCUCUCUAGGGCACCAUAGCCACAGUGGCUUUGGGUAGCAUUUUGCUUUGAAGAACUGCAUAGAAAUAAUCUUCAACAACCUCAAUCAGAGGUUGGUCAAUCCAUACAACCUAUCACAUUUAUCGUUUGGACUCACUUCUCCACAUAGCAGGAUGAGGUUGAUGGUUGGACUCGAUCUCAGAGGUCCUCUCCAGCCAAAACAAGUCUAUGAUUCUAUGUACCAUUCUUGGCCAUUUCGUUCUCCUUUUAUUUUCUUCAAGUUUGUGUACAGCAGUUAUGCUGAAAUGGGCACAUUUUAGAGGGCAAACAUUAAAACUCAAAGAUUAAUAACAACCGAACCUCUUUAUGUUUAAUUAUUUAAGAGAGAUGCAACCUAGUACUUUGUUCCAAGGCUGCACACAGCAGUUACUGUGUUGUAUAAUCUGUAAGUAGAAAAUGCUUCUAAAGAAAUGCUUACCUAAUGUAUACACAGUUUCCUUGCACGUUUCAACAGAAUACACAAAAUGGUCAAGAGAAUUUCCUUAAAAAAAAAAAAAAGGUUUCAUUUAAUAUUACACACAGAGAGAAAUUAAAUAAAGUAGUGUGGUCCCAUAUAUUUGAAGACCUCUAUUUUUUUUUCUACUAGGCUAAUAAUGCAGGUCGUAGGAGUCCUUCAAAUGAAAUGGAUCAGCAAUCACUCCCCAAGUUUUGCACCACGCAAACCCUCUCAUUAAAUACUUUACCUGCGUGCAUCUCCUAUAGAUUAAAAUGGGUGUGAAAGAAUAAUUCCUUUUGAGUUUUAUAACAAUUCAUUCUACUGUAAGUAUUCACAUUCAUUCUGGUGGAAACUAGCCACUAUUAAUACGCUGAUUACUCUUCUGACCUGGCAUGACACACGAAUAUACUUUGUGGUUUAUCUUCUUUUUUUGUUUGUUUGUUUGUUUUCUUCUUCUUCUUCCUUUCCUUGUUUGAUUUUUUUUUUUGUUUUCCUCUUCUUAGUUUCCAAUAGGUUAAAUCUGGUGCCACUCCAUAACUCGAGUGCUUUUGUAAAAAAAAAAAAAAUUAAAAACAAACAAAAAAAAAGAGAAACAAAUAAAACUAUGUAAAAAUAAUAAUAAUAAUAAUAAUAAUUAGAGCGAAUGCGAAAUAUGCAACUGUGCCUUUUAUACCUAUUAUUCUGGUAAUGUGGUAGUUGGGUUUGGACACUGAGGGACAAAGGGGCUAUUCCCAACUUUUUUGUUUCUUGAACCUGUAUAUUUAACCUGUCUUUAUUUUCUGAGAAAUUAUAAAUAAUAUAUUUACAAACAAAAAAAACAAAACAAGCCUUUUGCCAAACUCAGUUAAUGGACCAGUCUUAAGCAUUAUUAACACAAGGCUGUGGUUUAAGUAGGUCUUGAGGAGUUCUUUUCCUUUUUUGUUAAUCGCUCUUCGUGCGAGGCUUGGAGUUUGUUUAGAUAUUUUUGUUAAUUUGCUUUUAAUUCUGCUGCCUGAAAAAGUACAAUCAGUCUGUAUUGAAGUUAUUUAGCCAAGGUGUCACCAGUUCAUGUUGCCAGGAAAAUUGAAUUUUUAAUUUUUUAAUUUUAUUUUAUUUUAUUAAUUGCUCUUUUUGCCUCCAUCACAUUUCAGUUGUACAGUAGAGAAAUCAUCCUUUUCUUUCCUUCUGUGGGAAACUCAGAUGAGCUUUGCAUGUCUUUUACAUUAGGGCACCUUUAUAGAUUGAUGCAUUAAUAUAUAACUUUAUAUGUAUUAGAACAAAAAAAAAAUCAGUAGCUUUGGUCUAUAAAAAAAAAAAAUCUAAUGCUCAUUCUGGAUCUCAGAUCCACUAUGUUUAGUCCAUAUGGUUUCUGACUGGCCUGCUGCCUGAGUUUCAGGAAAAAAAAGAAAGAAAAAAUAAAAAAAAGAGAAAAAAAAAAGGAAAAAAAUGUUAAACAUUAUUAAAAAUGUUAAACAUUAUUUUUAUGUGGGGGAAGAACUUCAACGGGCUCGAAAUGAUUGGCUGAAAGGCUACCCUAGGAAGAUGUCAAGCUGGAAAACACAAAAAAUAUGCAUAAAGGACAGUAUUGGAGUCACUAUCAAUGGAAGUGUUCAAAACCAUGCAGCCAUGGCACUUCAGCACAGAGUUCAAUGGCCAUGGUGUUCUUAGGCUGAUGGUUGGACUCCAAUCAUUAGAGAUCUUUUCCAACCCAACCAAUUCUAUGAUUCAAUGAAAGCAAGACUUUGCCCUAAAUCCAGCUGUCACUAAACUCUUGUAAGGAACCUGAGCAAGGAAAUAGUUUUCCUGUUGUUGCGUUAGAUACGAAUGAAUAGAGAUGAAGGAGCCGAACCAGCAGCAGAAAUAGAAGUCCAUCAGUGGAGCUGAUACUAGAGCAUGACCACAACAAAGAUGACACUAACCAGCUACCUGGGGUAUGCUUUCAGACAACGUUUCCCUAAAUUUUCAAGCACUUGCAUUCGGUGUGGUACGAUCUGUUUGUAAUAUUAAUCAUUGACUAUUGUUCUGCAACUUGGAUGUUGAUAGUGAAGCAGAGAACAAUUUAUCAUUGUUUAUUAUGAGUCACUAUGCACGCAACUAUGCUAAACAUGGCAAAAAUGUAUUCAACGCUAGUCCACCUCUAUUUAUGAACUAUUUACAUAAUUUAAUUUGCUUUUUGUACAGUUUUAUGUAAAUAAAUUGCUUGUCAUUUUCUUCUUC